Molecule: messenger RNA, 1276 nt
Organism: Exophiala oligosperma
Lineage: Eukaryota; Fungi; Ascomycota; Eurotiomycetes; Chaetothyriales; Herpotrichiellaceae
Exons: 4
Coding region: 104-1177 (357 amino acids)
Molecular function (GO): oxidoreductase activity, acting on NAD(P)H
Source: RefSeq, a predicted model, not a curated record
CUCCUUUAAGUAGUUCGCCAUGACACUCUGCCCUCUAUAAGGCCGUGCACGCACUGCUGGGGGCAUCACGCUCCACGCCCGGUUUACUUUGCAGCCUGUCAAAAUGCAAAACUAUGGCCUAAUCAGACGCGGGGCUGGUACCGCCGUCCUCGAAGCCAUCCGCGUUCCCAAGCUACAGGACGACUACAUUUUAGUCAAGACCGUCACCAUUGCACUCAACCCUACGGACUGGACUACUCUCGAGGCCGCUGGCGAUGACGGCACGAUCGUCGGAUGUGACUAUGCUGGAAUAGUAGAGGAAGUCGGCAAGGCGGUAAAGAGGCCAUUCAAGAAAGGAGAUCGCAUCGCCGGCUUCGCGCAUGGGGGAAAUGAUGCCAAUCACGAACACGGUGCCUUUGCCAGGUACAUCGCAGUGAAAGGGGACCUCCAAUUUCAUGUACCAGACAACGUCACUUUUGAAGCUGCAUGCACUGUGGGUGUGGGUGUGAUGACGACUGGGUAUGGACUUUAUCACGUCCUCAAGCUGUCUCUUCCCGACGCGGUCCCGGAACCCAGCAAUGACCCAAUUCUGGUCUAUGGAGGAAGUACAGCGACGGGUACGCUGGCCAUUCAAUUCGCCAAGAUGUCUGGCAUGCAGAUCAUCACCACUUGUUCGCCCAAACACUUUGACCUCGUAAGGGGACGGGGAGCAGACCUCGUCUACGACUAUCACAUGGACAACGUUGGCGAACAGAUCAGACAAGCCACUGGGGGUAAAUUGAGAAAGGUCUUCGACACCGUCAACGUGGAAUCCUCUGCGGCUAUCUGUGCAGCCGCCUUCGGGCCGGACGGAGGCUCCUAUUGCAAUCUGCUUGGCCUGGACUGCCCACGAGCAGAUGUUACGUCAAGGUUCUUCCUCGGAUACUCCAUGUCAGGGGAGUCGUAUAUCUUCGAGGGGGACAAGUAUGACGCUCAUACGGAGGAUUUCGAGUUCGCCUCCCGCUUUGUACCCUUGGCCAAUCAAUUGUGGGCCGAAGGGAAGUGGACGCCUCACCCUCAGAGGCUCGGGGCGGGGGGAUUGCUGGGAGCGAUCAGCGGUAUGCAGGACAUGAAGGCAGGAAGGUAUAGUGGGGAGAAGCUGGUCUAUCGCGUCGACGAGACGAGUUGGCCCAAGGAGCCUACCACCCCGAAUAGGUAGUAAGACCUAAAUCUGCAGUACGCUUGACGUGCGUAUGGGAAGCUAAAGCGUCAUAGCAUCAUGCAGCUCACACACAUGAGGAAGUGCUAUCAGUGCUAA